UGACCUAUCAGUUCCCGAGUCUCAGGAAAAUGGCCGCCGGGCGUGGUACGGGCAUAGCUGUGCGCUCUUGGCGUCGUGUCCUCUGACAAGGUCUGCGGCGCUGCGAGGCGGUUCUGCAGAGCCGUGGGCGCUGUCCUCGGCCAGUCCGUGACUCGGUGAAAUUAAAGUCGGCUAUAGAUUUCUGUGAAAAUGUCGGUUCUUAUAUCACAGAGUGUGAUAAAUUAUGUAGAAGAAGAAAAUAUUCCUGCUCUGAAAGCUCUUCUUGAGAAAUGCAAAGAUGUAGAUGAGAGGAACGAGUGUGGCCAGACACCGUUGAUGAUAGCUGCUGAACAGGGCAAUGUGGAAAUAGUGAAAGAACUGAUUAAGAAUGGAGCCAACUGCAACCUGGAAGAUCUGGAUAACUGGACUGCGCUUAUAUCAGCAUCUAAAGAGGGGCACAUACACAUUGUGGAGGAGCUGCUGAAGGGUGGGGCCAAUCUGGAGCACCGUGACAUGGGGGGAUGGACAGCUCUUAUGUGGGCAUGCUACAAAGGCAGGACAGAUGUUGUGGAGUUGCUUCUUUCUAAUGGUGCCAACCCAAGUGUCACUGGUUUGUACAGUGUCUACCCAAUCAUUUGGGCAGCAGGCAGAGGCCACGCCGACAUAGUGCAUCUUCUGCUGCAGAAUGGUGCAAAAGUCAACUGCUCUGACAAGUAUGGAACGACCCCCUUGGUUUGGGCUGCCCGAAAGGGUCAUUUGGAAUGUGUGAAGCAUUUGUUGGCCAUGGGAGCUGAUGUUGAUCAAGAAGGAGCCAAUUCGAUGACUGCACUCAUUGUGGCAGUGAAAGGGGGCUACACACAAUCAGUGAAGGAGAUUCUGAAGAGGAAUCCAAAUGUGAACCUGACUGAUAAGGAUGGAAACACAGCACUGAUGAUUGCAUCAAAGGAGGGACAUAUAGAGAUUGUGCAGGACCUGCUGGAUGCUGGAACAUAUGUGAACAUACCUGACAGGAGUGGGGAUACUGUAUUGAUUGGCGCUGUGAGAGGUGGUCAUGUUGAAAUUGUUCGAGCACUUCUCCAAAAAUAUGCUGAUAUAGACAUUAGAGGACAGGACAAUAAGACCGCGCUGUAUUGGGCUGUUGAGAAGGGAAAUGCGACAAUGGUGAGAGAUAUCCUCCAGUGCAAUCCUGAUACGGAGAUAUGCACAAAGGAUGGCGAGACACCACUAAUAAAGGCCACCAAGAUGAGAAAUAUUGAAGUGGUGGAGCUGCUGCUGGAUAAGGGGGCUAGGGUGUCUGCUGUGGACAAGAAAGGUGACACUCCCCUGCACGUUGCCAUCCGAGGGAGGAGCCGGAAACUGGCAGAACUUCUUUUACGGAACCCCAAAGAUGGACGGUUACUUUACAGGCCCAACAAAGCAGGCGAGACUCCCUACAACAUUGACUGCAGCCACCAGAAAAGCAUUUUAACUCAAAUAUUUGGAGCCAGACACUUGUCUCCUACGGAAACAGACGGUGACAUGCUUGGCUAUGAUUUGUAUAGCAGUGCCCUGGCAGAUAUUCUCAGUGAGCCCACCAUGCAACCACCCAUCUGUGUGGGCUUGUAUGCACAGUGGGGAAGUGGGAAGUCUUUCUUACUCAAGAAACUAGAAGAUGAAAUGAAGACGUUUGCAGGACAGCAGAUCGAGCCCCUUUUCCAGUUCUCAUGGCUCAUAGUGUUCCUCACCCUGCUGCUGUGUGGGGCUCUCGGCCUAGUGUUUGCUUUUACAGUUGAUACAAACCUCGCCAUAGCCGUUUCAUUGAGUUUCCUGGCUCUCUUAUAUAUAUUCUUCAUCGUCAUUUACUUUGGUGGACGGCAGGAAGGAGAGAGUUGGAACUGGGCCUGGGCUCUCAGUACCAGACUGGCAAGACACAUUGGGUACCUGGAGCUCCUCUUCAAACUGAUGUUUGUGAACCCACCUGAACUACCAGAGCAGACUACAAAGGCCUUGCCUGUGAGGUUUUUGUUUACAGAUUACAAUAGACUUUCCAGUGUUGGAGGAGAAACUUCCUUGGCUGAAAUGAUCGCGACCCUCUCAGAUGCUUGUGAGAGAGAAUUCGGCUUUUUGGCUACCCGGCUUUUUCGAGUAUUCAAGACUGAAGAUACUCAGGGUAAAAAGAAAUGGAAAAAAACGUGCUGCCUCCCAUCUUUUAUCAUCUUUCUAUUUAUUGUUGGCUGCAUUAUUGCUGGAAUUACUCUUUUGGCUAUAUUCAGAGUUGACCCAAAACACCUGACAGUGAACGCUAUCCUCAUAUCCAUUGCAUCUAUCGUGGGGUUGGCCUUUGUGCUGAACUGUCGAACAUGGUGGCAAGUGCUGGACUCUCUCCUGAAUUCCCAGAGAAAACGCCUCCAUAGUGCUGCCUCCAAAUUACAUAAGCUGAAAAGUGAAGGAUUCAUGAAAGUCCUGAAGUGUGAGGUGGAGCUGAUGGCCAGGAUGGCAAAAACCAUUGACAGCUUCACUCAAAACCAGACGAGGCUGGUGGUUAUCAUUGACGGCCUGGAUGCCUGUGAGCAAGAUAAAGUCCUUCAGAUGCUGGACACUGUCCGAGUUCUGUUUUCAAAGGGCCCUUUUAUUGCCAUCUUUGCAAGUGAUCCACAUAUUAUUAUAAAGGCCAUCAACCAGAACCUGAAUAGUGUGCUUCGUGAUUCAAAUAUAAAUGGACACGACUAUAUGCGCAAUAUAGUUCACUUACCUGUUUUCCUUAAUAGUCGUGGGCUCAGCAAUGCAAGAAAAUUUCUUGUAACUUCAGCAACAAAUGGGGACGUUUCGUGCUCAGAUACCACAGGAGUACAGGAGGAUGCUGACAGAAGAGUUUCACAGAACAGCCUUGGGGAGAUGACAAAGCUUGGUAGCAAAACGGCUCUCAACAGAAGGGAUACUUACCGCAGAAGACAGAUGCAGAGAACCAUCACCAGGCAGAUGUCCUUUGAUCUCACAAAGCUGCUGGUUACUGAGGAUUGGUUCAGUGACAUCAGUCCCCAGACCAUGAGACGGUUACUCAAUAUUGUUUCUGUGACAGGGCGGCUACUAAGAGCCAAUCAGAUUACUUUCAACUGGGACAGGCUAGCCAGCUGGAUCAAUCUUACUGAGCAGUGGCCAUACAGGACAUCCUGGCUCAUACUAUAUCUGGAAGAGACUGAAGGUAUUCCUGAUCAGAUGACGUUAAAGACCAUCUAUGAGAGAAUAUCAAAGAAUAUCCCAACAACUAAAGAUGUUGAGCCACUCCUUGAAAUUGAUGGAGAUAUAAGAAAUUUUGAAGUGUUUUUAUCUUCAAGGACUCCAGUUCUUGUGGCUCGAGAUGUAAAGACCUUUUUGCCGUGCACAGUAAACCUGGAUCCCAAACUACGGGAGAUCAUUGCAGAUGUUCGAGCUGCAAGAGAGCAGAUCAACAUAGGAGGCCUUGCGUACCCCCCACUCCCUCUGCACGAAGCCCCUCCUCGGCCACCUUCUGGGUACAGCCAGCCUGCAUCUGUCUGCUCCUCCUCAGCAUCUUUCAACGGGCCAUUCCCAGGCGGGGUUGUGUCCCCACAGCCCCACAGCAGCUACUACAGUGGCCUGUCCGGACCCCAGCACCCCUUCUAUAACAGGCCAUUCUUUGCCCCAUACCUUUACACGCCAAGGUAUUACCCUGGCGGUUCCCAACAUCUCAUCUCACGUUCAUCAGUAAAAACGAGUUUGCCCAGAGAUCAGAACAAUGGCCUAGAAGUAAUCAAAGAGGAUGCUGCUGAGGGGCUUCCUUCACCCACAGACUCCUCGAGGGCGAGGAGCUGGACAAGAAAGCAGCUGAUGCAGCCGUGUGACUCUGGGUUUAACAAACAGAGACAGGCAUCCGUCCCUGCCACAGGCACCUCACUGUUACUGAGUUCAAUGACUGUGGAUGUCGUGUGUGAGAAACUGAGACAGAUAGAAGGGCUGGACCAGAGCAUGCUGCCUCAGUAUUGCACAACAAUCAAAAAGGCAAACAUAAAUGGCCGGGUAUUGGCUCAGUGUAAUAUUGAUGAGCUGAAGAAAGAGAUGGCUAUGAACUUUGGAGACUGGCAUCUUUUCAGAAGCAUGGUCUUAGAAAUGAGAAGUGUGGAAAACCAGGUGGUCCCUGAAGACCCACGUUUUCUCAAUGAAAACUCAAGUGCCCCAGUUCCUCAUGGGGAAUCUGCUCGGCGCACUUCUCACAGUGAACUGCCCCACACGGAGCUUUCCAGUCAGACUCCCUAUACCCUGAACUUCAGCUUUGAAGAACUGAACACGCUUGGCCUAGACGAGGGAGCCCCACGGCACAGUAAUCUGAGUUGGCAGUCACAAACUCGCAGAACCCCAAGUCUCUCGAGUCUCAAUUCCCAGGACUCCAGUAUUGAAAUUUCAAAGCUUACUGAUAAGGUGCAGGCUGAGUAUAGAGAUGCCUAUAGAGAGUACAUUGCUCAGAUGUCCCAGUUAGAAGGGGGCACAGGGUCGUCAACAAUAAGCGGCAGAUCUUCUCCACACAGCACAUACUACAUAGGUCAGAGUUCUUCAGGGGGCUCCAUUCAUUCUAAUCUAGAACAAGAAAGGGGGAAAGAGAGCGAGCUAAAGCAGGAGGACGGGCGGAAGUCAUUUUUAAUGAAGAGGGGGGAUGUCAUAGAUUACUCCUCAUCAGGGGUGUCCACUAAUGAGGCCUCACCCCUGGACCCCAUUACUGAAGAAGAUGAGAAAUCUGACCAGUCAGGUAGUAAGCUACUCCCAGGCAAGAAAUCUUCAGAACGGCCCAGUCUCUUCCAGACAGACUUGAAGCUUAAGGGAGGUGGUCUGCGCUACCAGAAACUGCCCAGUGAUGAAGAUGAAUCUGGUACAGAAGAGUCAGAUAAUACUCCACUGCUCAAAGAUGACAAGGACAAGAAGGCUGAAGGCAAAGCAGAGAGAGUGGCCAAGUCUCCAGAGCACAGUGCUGAGCCCAUCAGAACAUUCAUCAAAGCAAAAGAGUAUCUGUCGGAUGCCCUCCUUGACAAAAAAGACUCCUCAGACUCGGGAGUGAGGUCCAGUGAGAGUUCUCCCAACCACUCUCUCCACAACGAGGCAGCAGAUGACUCCCAGCUGGAAAAGGCAAAUCUCAUAGAGCUGGAAGAUGAGGGCCACAGUGGGAAGCGGGGGAUGCCACACAGUCUGAGUGGCCUGCAAGAUCCAAUUAUAGCUCGGAUGUCCAUUUGCUCAGAAGACAAGAAAAGCCCUUCUGAGUGCAGCCUGAUUGCUAGCAGCCCUGAGGAAAGCUGGCCUGCAUGCCAGAAGGCCUACAAUCUAAACCGAACGCCCAGCACUGUGACUCUGAACAACAACACUGCGCCCACUAACAGAGCCAAUCAGAACUUUGACGAGAUAGAGGGAGUCAGGGAAACAUCCCAGGUCAUUUUGAGGCCUGGGCCCAGCCCCAACCCAACCACUGUGCAGAAUGAAAACCUGAAGAGCAUGGCACACAAGCGAAGCCAGCGCUCCAGUUACACCAGGCUCUCAAAAGAUGCGUCUGAGCUGCACGCGGCCUCCUCGGAUAGCACAGGCUUUGGAGAAGAGAGAGAAAGCAUUCUCUGAAGAAAAGAGAAGUGAAGUAGCGUUGUUCUACCGAGAACAAGUGUCAUAAACUUUGAGUUGACCCAUCCUCAUUACUCAUCAUGUUUUUGCAUCACAGACACCUGAUAGGUGGUCAGGCAUGUGGGGAAGCAGACAGGAAAGCCUGAGAGAAUAGUCAUCAGUCAUCUCCAUUGUCACCAUCACCACAGACACUUUAAAGUCUCACUACCACUGUUAUGCCCUUUCCUGGCACACAGCUAUGCAGAGUGAUGAGAACAGGCUGAAUACAGAAAUAGGUCAGAAGUGUAUUUAAAGUUGAAAGGGCUUAAAUCACAAGGAAAUAAACCUAGAGAUCUCCUUUAUAAACUAUUCAUGUAACAUUUGAGGGACGAUGAAGCACAAACCAAUUUCAUUGUUAGUGUUUAAUCUUGGUGCAGAUUUAUAGGUUUUACAGUAGCCCAGAGACUAAAAGUGAAAACCUAGCACAUGAAUAGCCAGUGUUCUGUAUAAGAAACAUUGCUUUUAAGGGGUCUUAAAAUUUAAGUAGAAAAUAUAUACUAAAGAGAGCGAUAAAAGUUGAUGAUUAGCAAGUUAGUUAGCAGGACCCAAAGCAGUGGCCUGGGCCGUGGUGAAUCAUUAGCAGAGGAGGUGGAGAAGGGCAGUAUAUUCCCAGGAUAUUCUUUCCAGACCCAGCCCUGGCUUCCGACACCAUCCACCUGUGCCCUCAAAACCAUCUUAGUUUGUUCUGCAACUCCUAAGUGAUAUACCUAACUUAGCUCAUGGCUAAAGAAAAAACAAGUUUUAGUGGUACUGGUGAUUAAACUCGGGACCUCACAAGUCUUAAGUCCUGUAUUGACUGACUACAUUCCCAGCCCCAAGCAUGAGUCCUUUUCUUCCUCCAGAGAUUUGGAAAGCCAUGGGUAUAAGAGUCCAGUAAACUCUUAAUGAAGGUGUCGGGAAGUUAUUCCGUUAAAGGAGUGUGCGAUGGUGAUACUAGACAAAUGACAGUGUUUAGUUUGCUAACAUUAAGUCACUGCCUUCUGUAAUGCAGUAGUGUAACGUAUCUGUUCCUAAAGCAACAUUUUAGUUCUGAGGGGGGAAUUAUAAAGAUGGAGGCAUGGUUUUAAAAAGGAAUUGGAAAGCAUAUAACAAAGCAAGAACAGAGUCGGAGCGGGUGUGACCUUGACACUUUUAUUCUUAGCAGAGCUAGGAGAAUGACCACACACAUUUAAGUAUCCUGUAGGCUAGAGGUGUACCUGUCUUCAUCAUGCAUUGAAACUGUUUUUCAUUUGAUCAUAGUGUGUUUACGUAGAUCAGAUCUAGUGGUAUGUCCUGAGCCAUGGGUAGGGUUGUAGAUGGUAAGGUUUUGGCUUUAGUGCUCAUUGAGAUUUCCAUCAUUGAUUGGACCUGUGUGGUUUACUUGACACUGUGUUGGUAGCUGCUCCGUGUUUCACUGCCUGGCUGUUUGAGUGUAAUUGAGCAUUUUCAUGAAGUGCAUAUGUUGCAUGAUCUUUAACAGGUAUUUUUAAACAUUAAAAGCAGCACGAUGUUACUGACAUUAUGCAUUAGUAGUAUGCAAUAUCAUGUAAUGGGUACUUCAGAGGCAGUUUGGGUCCUUUCCAGGUGAGUAGUUAUAGCUCACAGUCAUGGGAGUCCUUUAUUCACACUGUCUGUGAAGUCAAUGCUGGAGUGCCAAGUGCACACGGAGACUAGGAACAAUAAAGAGUUGCAUGCCAUUCUGACUCACGGAGUUUUAUUCACUAUAGCAAUGAUAAUUCCCAUUCUGAUUAAAAAUUAAAA
Mastomys coucha (southern multimammate mouse) is the source of this 7350-nucleotide messenger RNA. RefSeq names its product kinase D interacting substrate 220 (gene Kidins220). Gene Ontology annotation, molecular function: protein binding. The coding region runs from base 190 to 5571 and encodes 1793 amino acids. NCBI's taxonomy places the organism in Eukaryota, Metazoa, Chordata, Mammalia, Rodentia, Muridae. The transcript has 32 exons. The record is from RefSeq and is a predicted model, not a curated record.